AUGGCCCCGAGUGGCCCUGGUGGCCGUGACAGCUGGUCCUGCCCCCGGCAGCACCGUCUCCAGCCCGGGCCCCAGCGGCCCCGCCUGCCCGGGUCCCUGCGGGAAGAUGACCUCGCAGUUCGCUCUUCUAUUGGGGCUUUAAGCACUGAGGAGGGGACAAUUGCAAUGCAUUUGUCUGGCUCUUUUGGUCCACAGGUGACUGAAACACCAGGACCCCCUGGCAAGGACAACAAGGGACCAAAGGGAAUGGAGAAGACCAAGGCCACGCAGGAGGUCAUUCCCACCCUGCUGGGUCCAAAGAGCCAGCAGUCUCCAGCACGACACCAGUCAGAGGAAAUGCACUUUGUUCCUUUUCUUGCCCAUUGUCAGGGCUGCCCACCUGACUCCCUCAGGUUUCUCUUCUACAACCGCAGUUUCUCCAACUCGUACAACCCCUUCUACACGGCGCAGAAGCCAACCUGCGGGUACCGCUACCACCGCAGCACCGACCACACCAGGAAGGUGAUGGAUGUCCCCAGUGCCAACAUUGUGAAAUGGAGACCCCUUCGGGGCCCCAGGUUGGAGCCAAGAGCAAACAAACCCAAGCAAUGA
This is a messenger RNA of Apus apus (common swift), 591 nucleotides long. It is a transcript of the gene CIMIP3, whose product is annotated as GUCA1A neighbor. The record is from RefSeq and is a predicted model, not a curated record. NCBI's taxonomy places the organism in Eukaryota, Metazoa, Chordata, Aves, Apodiformes, Apodidae. The transcript has 2 exons. The coding region runs from base 1 to 591 and encodes 196 amino acids.